UAGUGCUGCAUCUUAGUCUGGUAUCAAUUGCCUGGGCAUAUGAUAUUUGGUUUGCAUAUACUAUCUUGCAAGAAUGCUAAACAAUGACACAUUGUUUGUGUCAACCAAUAUGGAUACUGCAUAUUUUAUGAUGAAUAUGGGACUUUUCAGAAUUUUGCAUUGGACCAUUAUGACAGUCCUAUUUUGCAGUACACCAGUAUCCUUAGUGGUUGCUAUUACCAUGAUUACAGCUAAAAGUUAUUGGUAUAGAUGAGGCACAAUUUUUUUGAAGACCUUUAUGAUUUCUGUCUUGAAGCUGCUGACUAUGAUGGCAAGGCUGUGAUUGAUGCUGGAUUGGAUGGUGACUAUCUAAGGCUUUUCUGAUGGAAAAGUAAAAGUAUCCGUUGGCUGUAGGAGUAAAAGCCAUUUACUCCUCAAAAUAUCCGACAGGCUUCACGUGCAGAGUUUCUUCUAAGCCAUUUUUUGCCCAAUUUCAUCUAGCUCCCACCGGCCAAAGAGCUCCAAGCAGAUCCAGAUGGGACGAUUUCCUGGCCAACAACAACACGCUUGAUACAAAUUGCUUGCGAGACUGCAGGUGGUGGUGGUUUUCAUUCAGCUUGGCAAUUGCACCACUCCAGCGGCAAUUUGGAUUUGCAACACUCCAGCUGUGAUUCCGGCAAGCUCUCCGGCAGGAUUCCAGCUGCUGUCCAUACUCUAGUUGUGACGCUGUUAGCUAUUCGGUUAUGACCGCUGACAAAAGGAAGAAGCCUUCCUGCGAUUCCUCACCUAUUAGCUAUACUUCCGAUUGCUCCUCCCAUUCGUCAACUGCCUCCAACAACUACAUCGACUGCCUUUCCACCUACAUCGAGCAAAUGGCUUCCAGGAUUCAAUGGACCGAUGCAAUGGAUGAAGCUUUCCUCAUAGCAUACGUUAGCUUUAGGGAAAAUAACUGGUGGGAUAACAAGAAGUCACUUGAGACAAACUACGACAUGUUGGCAAGCCAUUUGGUGAGUAAUGGCAUCAUGACCGUCACUGGCCAGCAAUUGCAGACCAGAUUCUAUCACAUCAAGAAAAAAUGGGACUUGUUCUGUAAUCUGCGUGGGAUAUCCUCAAAAUCUGAGACCGGGUUUGGGUGGAAUGAGGACAGCUACUGCUUCACUGCUGAUGAAGAACAUUGGCAAAACUUGGUGCAGACAAAUUCCUCGUAUGCUGAUUUCAAAAAAGAGAACUCUUGCUACUGGUAUGAUCGGCUCACACCGCUUCUUCUUGGAAGACACGCGACAGGCAGCCGUGCCCAAUCUGCAAGCGAGGUAGUACCAUCGGAACCGCCUCACCGUGAAAGAGCCAACACUUAUGCUAGGAGCCGGAAGGGAAAAGGUAAAGCCUCUAGCUCGAUGUCCCCUAAUCCGGCGAGCAUGGGUGUCCAAGGGGAUGAGGGGGACGUGUACUAUGUUCCGCCAGUUCCAGGGGCUGUUGGAGGAAAACGGUCAGCCUCAAGCUUGGGGACCAGCGAUGAACCGGAGGGGACUAGAGGGUCAAAAUUGACAAGGUCAUCCACUGGACUUGAGGAUGCUAUUAGCAAAAUUGGAAAUUACUCCGAAGUUGUACUUGAGGACAGACAGAGUAGGAUGGAGUUCGAGUCCCUAUACAGUGCAAUCCAAUGCCAGGAUGUGAUCGACACAAUGGAGAUUCCGGACAACUGGAGGAUACAUGCUAACUGUCAUUAUGCCAAUAGUGACAGAGAGGGGGAACGAGUUAUUUUCCUCAGGGCUUCUGCAGCUGACCGGUAUGGCUAUAUCCUUAAGUUGAUGCAGGAGAAAGGCUUGGCUUGAGUUGUAGCUGUUGAAAACAGAGUAUAUUUGUACUAACUUAAUUAUGUGUGUUGCUGAGACUUGGAGUUGAUUUUUCUUUACUUCUUGUUGGCCUGAAGUUUGUGACUGGUCACAACUUCUCCCGUUGGGGCUAAUGAGCUUAAUUAUGUGUGUUGCUAAUGAGCUUUCUCAAACGUGAAGUUAAUCCUGAGAAAGAACUAGUUGGGGAUUUUAACUGAAUGCAUUUGUGCCGA
This is a messenger RNA of Coffea eugenioides, 2044 nucleotides long. RefSeq lists its product as uncharacterized. Lineage: Eukaryota; Viridiplantae; Streptophyta; Magnoliopsida; Gentianales; Rubiaceae. The record is from RefSeq and is a predicted model, not a curated record. The transcript has 6 exons. The coding region runs from base 723 to 1811 and encodes 362 amino acids.